GUCUGAGGGUAACUGUUUUACUAACAUCAUCCCUCAUGGUAUUGGGAGCUGGCCUGAGAUGUGUUCCAGUUUCAGACCUAGAAAUUAGGAAGAAGCUAAUUCAUGGAGGGCAGCUGUUAAAUGGCUUGGCGGGGCCAACUGUGAUGAACGCAGCACCAUUUCUUUCCACGACGUGGUUUUCUCCAGAUGAACGUGCCACAGCAACAGCCAUUGCAUCGCUGCUCAAUUACUUGGGCGCUGCUGGCGCGUUUCUAGUGGGACCUCUUGUAGUGCCAUCUCCUAAUGGAACAUCUCACCUCCCACUGGUAUCGCAGAGCAACACUGAGCACAUCAAGGACCGUAUUGAGGCUGUGCUGUAUGCAGAAUUUGGAAUGGUUUCCCUGAUAUUUUCCGCAGCAUUGGCCUACUUCCCCUCACGCCCUCCAUUCCCUCCCAGCGUGGCGGCAGCGAGUCAACGGCUCAGCUACAGGAGAAGUUUUUGCAGACUCUUAAGCAAUUUUCGAUUCUUGAUGAUUGCUUUAGCCUAUGCUAUACCACUGGGUGUUUUCUCUGGCUGGUCUGGUGUUCUGGAUUUGAUAUUAACGCCAGUUCACGUAAGCCAAGUAGAUGCAGGCUGGAUUGGAUUUUGGUCUAUAGUUGGAGGUUGUGUUGUUGGCAUAGCAAUGGCAAGAUUUGCAGAUUUUAUCAGGGGCAUGCUGAAGUUUAUACUGCUGCUGCUUUUAUCUGGAGCAACGUUGGCAUCAACCUGGUUCACUCUCACCUGUCUAACUAGUGUCACUCAUCUGCCUUUAACCACAG
Molecule: messenger RNA, 798 nt
Organism: Fulmarus glacialis (Northern fulmar)
Lineage: Eukaryota; Metazoa; Chordata; Aves; Procellariiformes; Procellariidae
Gene: SLC49A4
Product: disrupted in renal carcinoma 2
Exons: 6
Biological process (GO): transmembrane transport
Cellular component (GO): intracellular membrane-bounded organelle; membrane
Molecular function (GO): transmembrane transporter activity
Source: RefSeq, a predicted model, not a curated record